Messenger RNA from Drosophila persimilis, 1623 nucleotides. RefSeq names its product mitochondrial import receptor subunit TOM70. The record is from RefSeq and is a predicted model, not a curated record. The transcript has a single exon. Gene Ontology annotation, molecular function: protein binding. Bases 1 to 1623 code for a protein of 540 amino acids. NCBI's taxonomy places the organism in Eukaryota, Metazoa, Arthropoda, Insecta, Diptera, Drosophilidae.
AUGACCGACAAGCCGGGGCUGGAUGCAAUUCAGCCCAUAGCCGAACUGGAGGCUCCGGACAACAACCCGGAGGUGUCCGGGCAGGUAGCUACAGGCGUCUUGGAGGAGCCGAUAUCUCCCCUGAGUGCAGCAGAAAAAUUCAAGAAGGACGGCAACCGUUGCUUCUACAACUAUAGAUACGUGGAUGCCAUACGCUGCUACAGCAAGGCCAUCGACAUGUGCCCCAAGGAGCACACCACGGAGUUGGCCAUUUACUAUCACAACCGCGCAGCCUGUCACGAGAUGAUCGAGAACUGGAUUCAAGUUAAGGAAGAUUGCGCCAAGGCACUGGAGUACAAUCGUCGCUAUGCGAAGGCCUACUUUCGUCGGGCCUGUGCCCACGUGGCCACCAUGGACCUGAAGGAGUGCUUGGCCGAUCUUACAGCCACCUGUAUUUUGGAAGAUUGCAAGAACGAACAGAACAUGAAGUUUAGGCACAGCGUGGGACAGCAGUUGGCCAUUGCCAAUGCCAAAGAGCACAUGCUCCGUGAGGGAACAAGUCUGCCCUCGAAGCGCUACAUCAGAUCGUAUCUUGCAACCUUUAUCGCGGAUCCCAUGCUGAAGAUGACGCUGCCUUCAUCAGCUGUGGCAGACGCCCCUGUGCGCGGGUUCGUGCGUGCCCACCGCGCUUUCCUCGAGGAGCGGUUCGAGGAUGUCAUCUCGGCCUGCACCGAGGAGAUUGAUUCCUCUGCGGCUGGCGGCCAGUACAAGAUGCAUGCUCUGUUCCUGCGUGCCACACUCCAUCUGCUUAGUGGCUCUGCCCAGGAAUGCGAACAGGACCUUCAAACUUUACUCAGCAAUGACGAAACAGAUGUCGAAUUGCGUAUCUACGCUCAAAUUAGGUACGCUACUCUCAUCUUCCAAGCAAAUCAGGACGGCCUCUUUCUGGGGACUUUGAGUCAGGCUGAAAUGCUGUGCCCCAAAAAUCCCGACAUAUACAAUCAACGUGCUAUGCUCCUAAGCCACAUGAAGCGGUUCGAGGAAGCCUUGGAGGACUUUGAAAUCGCAGCGCGUUUGGCUCCCAGCCACGCCCUUACGGUGCUCAACAAACACCUAGCCGACUACCGUAUCGCGGUCAAGGAAGGUGACCAGCAUCGCCUUGAGAUGUCCAUUCAGCGACUCCAGCUGACGACAGGCAGGUUCCCCGACUGUGAGGAGGGCCUUGUGAUGCUGAGCCAAGUGUACACCGAACAGAAGAACUUUCUCCAAGCGUCGAAGUGCCUUGAGAAGGCGGUACAACUGUCGCCCACGAAUGCAGAGCUGCUGUGCCACCAGGCAGUCCUGCAGUUCGAGUGGCACGAUGAUAUUGAAUUGUUCUUCGCAAAACUGGAGCAGGCAAUCCUCCUGGAUCCAAAGUGUCGUCUCAUCUACGAGAACUUGGGCAGGGCGGAACUGCGUCUCAAGAACCUUCCACUCGCUGUCAAUUACUUCUUUUGGGCCAUUUGCCAUAGCCGCGGCCUCGAGGAGAUGUAUAACUCCUGUAGCCUGCACAACGCUACUGUCGCUGAAGUGACAGCGUUGGAGAAUCUGGGCAUGGUCCAAGAAGAUUUAGCCAUUGACAUUCUUGAUAUUCCGCUGCCCUAA